This is a messenger RNA of Salarias fasciatus (jewelled blenny), 3336 nucleotides long. RefSeq names its product phosphoglucomutase 2-like 1 (gene pgm2l1). Bases 74 to 1945 code for a protein of 623 amino acids. Gene Ontology annotation, cellular component: nucleus. Gene Ontology annotation, biological process: carbohydrate metabolic process. The record is from RefSeq and is a predicted model, not a curated record. The transcript is spliced from 14 exons. NCBI's taxonomy places the organism in Eukaryota, Metazoa, Chordata, Actinopteri, Blenniiformes, Blenniidae. Gene Ontology annotation, molecular function: glucose-1,6-bisphosphate synthase activity; intramolecular phosphotransferase activity; magnesium ion binding.
CCGCUGUGGAUGAACGCGUGUAGGGGAGCUGCGGCCGCUCGCCCCGCUGCCUGCUAACCGUUAGCUCCGUCACAUGGACGACCACCGAGGCCUGAACGGCGCCCUGAACGCCGACCCGCGGGGUCCGAGCACCGGGGACCCGCAGCUGGACGCGGCGGUGCACCGGUGGCUGACCUGGGACCAGAACCCCCGGACCCGGGCUCAGCUGGACUCCCUGCUGGUCUCGGGUUCCCACCAGGAGCUCCGGUCCAGACUCUGCAGCCGGAUGGGCUUCGGCACCGCCGGACUGAGAGCCGCCAUGGGAGCCGGAUUCAACCGGAUCAACGACCUGACGGUCAUCCAGACCACGCAGGGCCUGUUCUCCUACCUGAGCGGGUUCUUCUCAGACUUCAGCAGCAGAGGUUUGGUCAUCGGAUUCGACACGAGAGGACAAGAGGAGAGCGGCUGCAGCAGUGAGAGGUUGGCCAAGCUGACAGCUGCAGUGAUGCUCAGCAGAAACGUCCCCGUUCAUCUGUUCUCCUCCUUCGUCCCAACACCAUAUGUGCCUUACGCAGUGAAGAAGCUCGGAGCUGCAGCUGGAGUGAUGAUCACUGCUUCACACAACCCCAAAGAAGACAACGGAUACAAGGUGUACUGGUGUAACGGCGCUCAGAUCGCCUCCCCCCACGAUAAGGAGAUCCUGCGCUGCAUCGAGGAGCAGCUGGAGCCGUGGAGCGCCUCCUGCUGGGACCAGGAGCUGGUGGAGCGCAGCCCGCUCACCCGGGACCCGCUGAGCCACAUCAACCGCUGCUACAUGGACGAGCUGUCCUCCCUCUGCUUCCACAGGGAUUCGAACCGCCACUCCCCGCUUAAGUUCGUCCACUCAUCCUUCCACGGCGUGGGACACGCCUUCGUCCAGGAGGCCUUCCAGGUGUUCGGCUUCGCUCCUCCCAUCCCCGUCCCCGAACAGAAAGACCCCGAUCCCAACUUCUCCUCCAUCCGCUGCCCCAACCCCGAGGAGGGCGAGUCCGUCCUGGAGCUGUCUCUGCAGCUGGCUCAGAAGGAGGACGCUCGCAUCGUCCUGGCCACGGACCCCGACGCCGACCGGCUGGCGGUCGCGGAGAAGUCCGACAGGUGUGGUUGGAAGGUGUUCUCGGGGAACGAGCUGGCAGCUCUCCUGGGUUGGUGGAUGUUCUUCAACUGGAAGCAGAACCAUCCGGAUCCGGCGGACCGCGACGGCGUCUACAUGUUGGCCACCACUGUGUCCUCCAAGAUCCUGCAGGCGUUCGCUCGAAUCGAAGGCUUCCACUUCGAGGAGACGCUUCCGGGCUUCAAGUGGAUCGGAAACCGAAUCCACGAACUCUCCAAAAGUGGACACAGUGUGAUCUUCGCCUUCGAGGAGUCCAUCGGGUUCCUGUGCGGCUCGCUGGUCCCAGAGAAAGACGGCGUGAGUGCCGCCGUGGUCGUGGCGGAGAUGGCGGCCUACCUCCACGAGAAGAACCUGAGUCUGAGCCAGCAGCUGGACAACAUCUACCAGACGUAUGGGUACCACUUGUCCAAAACCUCCUAUGUGACCUGCCACGAUCCGUCCACCAUCAAGAGGAUCUUCAGCCGUAUCCGAAACUUCGACGGGGAGUCUUCGUACCCCAAGACGUGUAACGGCGUCCAGAUCGUCCAUGUCCGAGACGUUACCACGGGAUACGACAGCAGCCAGCCGGAUCACAGAUCUGUCCUCCCCGUGUCUCGGAGCGGUCACAUGAUCACCUUCACGCUGCAGAACGGCGUCGUCGCCACGCUGAGGACGAGCGGAACCGAACCGAAGAUCAAAUACUACACCGAGUUCUGCGCCGCACCCGGAAAGAGCGAGCCGUCCCAGCUGGAGGAGGAGCUCGCUAAGGUCACCACCGGCCUGCUGGACGAGUUCCUGGAGCCUGAGAGGAACAACCUGAUUCGCCGCUUCGUGUAGCCACGCCUCCUCACACCCGCUGCAUGUUGCUGAUGUCACAUCCUGUCACAUUUCUGGACGAAUCGGAGCGUCCGGCUCCUUCCAGCCCGCUGGUUUGUGUCGUGUGUGUCCCCCAGCAGCAGUGCAUGAUGGGUAAAGUCCCAACAUUUCAGGUGGAACUUCAAAGUUGAAAUUAAAAAAAAAAAAAAAAAAAAAAAAAAGGUUCUUAUAAAACAGGAAGUAGAAUCCCGAUUCCUGCUGAACUGUGCUGACCUCUGGUGGUGAGGAGAAGAAGCUGCUUUCAGCUGUUGGAUCCACCAGAGGUCAUCAUGAACCUGGAAAUGGAGGAUCCAGACCAUCAGAACAGGUCCAGACUGUCUGAUUGGAUCUGAACCAUCUGACCGAAUCCGGACCGUCUGAUUCGAUUUGGACCAUCUGAAUAGAUUCAGACUAUCUGAAUGGAUCUGAACCGUCUGAUCAGAUCAGGACCUUCUGAUCGGAUCUGAACCGUCUGAAUGGUUCCAGACUGUCUAAACGGAUCUGAACCAUCUGAUUAGAUUUGGACCAUCUGAACGUAUCUGGAGUGUUUCGUUUUCUUCUGGUUUUUAUUUCACCUGUUUAAAUUAGUUUGAUUUGUGUUUGUCUCUGUGGAAUCGAACCUGUGACCUCUCUGUUAGCCUGAAGGAGACCUGGCACACUGACUCUGAUUGUGGUAUUUCCUCGUGACUGUAACUGAGGUGCAGGUUCAACCUGACAUGACGUAUUUUUGGAACCAGUAACAGACUUUUAAAAAUUGUUGUUAAACACAACUUGAUGAGUAAUAAAGGCUCAUCUUGUUUUCUAUGAAAAUGUAGCCUGAAAUUUGGCAUUUUAAAGUAAUUAGCUUGAGAAAAAACAACAUUCUUGGCUUGAAAAAUUACAUAAAUUCCACUUCCUGUUGGCGUCCCUCAGGAAUCGAACAUGGGUCCCCUGACCUCCUCUGUGGGUUUCGACCACUUCCUGCCCGGUCGUGUCUGAAACUGUUUCCACAACAGUGUUUCAAGCGAAAAUGGAUCCUUCUGAACCCAACAACAUUGUCUCAACCACUACAUUGAAAGCCUGCAGUGGGCCCAGGGCAGAUCCCUGGGGGACGCCAGCCCCUCUGCUGACGUCCCCGUCCUCCCCAGCAGAGGGCAGCAGACCUCAAACUGAGCCCUCGUUUCAUGAAAUGAAGUUGCACACUGUGGACGGAUGGAGGACAGAAGCUGCUCAGAGUCUUGGAUGAACCGUUUUCGGAGCUGAAGCUGCUUGAACUCCUUUAUUUUUCUACUCAGAGUUUAUUUAUGACGAGCCGCUGCUGUUUUUUCUGUUUGGGUUUUGGAAAGAAGUGACGGAGUGAGACCUCCUGUGUGUGUUUCUGAAAUAAAACCAAA